CAGGCAUGGGUAUUUCCACGUAGUGAACAAUGACUACACGCACUGGGAAAUGUAUGCCAUUGGAGGAAGUGCUAAUCCCACGAUUAAUAGCCAGGGCAACAGAUAUCUUGCCCCUGCCAACGCUUUUGCCAAAGAGGUGACAAAAAGGGUAGACACGGAAACUGGAGUAUGGAGGCAUUGGAAUUGGAGAUCAGAAGGCGACCUCCUGCUAAACGGAGCCUACUUCAUUCCAUCAGGAGCUGGAGCUGCAGCCAGCUAUGCCAGGGCCUCAAGCUUAGGGGCCAAGUCCUCAUCGAUGGUCGGGGACAUCACUUCAACUGCUGGAGCCCUAGUCUGCCGCAGGGGUCGCCGAUGUUAGUUCCCAAUCCCAUCAAUAGUUUCAAAAAACAAAAAAGAUGAGUACAAAAAAAACAUUCAAAAUUUUUCAUUUUCCUCCCCCUGUUAUUGUUAUAAUAGCAGUAUCCAGUAAGAUUGCAGCUACUCUGUUUACAAUAUCCCCUUCUCUGUAUUUCUCCACGAUGCCCUGCCCACCAAAUACCUGGCAAGUGUACAUUUAUACUACAUGCGCCAUACUGCUGUCACACCACCAUGCAAUAUUCCACCUGUAACCUUCGCCACCGAUCGACCUCGGCCUGCUUUAAAUGCUGCAGUGUUGUUCCACAUCUCUAUUCCUCGUAGAGUAUAGUCCAUUUGCUUCUUCUCUACUGUAUAAUUCAAUUCUCUAUUGGAUCGGCAUGUCACAGAUAUUGUUUAAUUUGCUAGCCCCAAGGUUCUUUUCUCUAA
Populus euphratica (Euphrates poplar) is the source of this 783-nucleotide messenger RNA. Its product is annotated as probable pectate lyase 1. Gene Ontology annotation, molecular function: pectate lyase activity. Bases 50 to 358 code for a protein of 102 amino acids. The transcript is spliced from 2 exons. The record is from RefSeq and is a predicted model, not a curated record. Lineage: Eukaryota; Viridiplantae; Streptophyta; Magnoliopsida; Malpighiales; Salicaceae.